This is a messenger RNA of Cladophialophora carrionii CBS 160.54, 531 nucleotides long. RefSeq lists its product as uncharacterized. Bases 1 to 531 code for a protein of 176 amino acids. Gene Ontology annotation, molecular function: ATP binding. Lineage: Eukaryota; Fungi; Ascomycota; Eurotiomycetes; Chaetothyriales; Herpotrichiellaceae. The record is from RefSeq and is a predicted model, not a curated record. The transcript has a single exon.
AUGCGGCACAAGAACUGGGAGCAACAGGCCGCCAGAAUCCACAGAAAACAGCUUUAUCUCACUGUUGCAGGUCCAAGGCUGACUGGGGAUGGACAAGCUGCCCGAGGAACGCUAGCAAAGCUAUAUCUUCGCGGGAAUAUGGUUACUGACAUUCCAUUGGCCUGGCUGUCUCCGUGGCAGCGCGUUCGGGCAACUCUGGUAGGAGCGUUUCUUACUUCGCCUCAGCUGUUGAUCCUGGAUGAAGUGACAACACAUCUGGACGCUGAUACCAUUGAUACAUUCAUUGGAGCGCUCAACUCGUGGCAAGGGGCGCGGCUGGUCAACGCUCAUGAUCGGCACUUCAUGCGGUGUCUCGUCGGUCGUGGGACGCAACAAGAACAGGCGAUGAUGAGGACGACAGCGGAAGGGAUGACCCCGAGAAGAACCCUGUGCCGGGAACAGUAUCCCACGUUCUCAAGACUCGAAUACGAAAGCUGGAAAGAGGGAUGCAGCAAUACGAAUCGACCAUUACCAAAAUGGUGGACAAGCUAG